This is a messenger RNA of Phacochoerus africanus (Common warthog), 1578 nucleotides long. It is a transcript of the gene PYCR2, whose product is annotated as pyrroline-5-carboxylate reductase 2. Gene Ontology annotation, molecular function: pyrroline-5-carboxylate reductase activity. The transcript is spliced from 7 exons. Lineage: Eukaryota; Metazoa; Chordata; Mammalia; Artiodactyla; Suidae. Gene Ontology annotation, biological process: L-proline biosynthetic process. The record is from RefSeq and is a predicted model, not a curated record. Bases 128 to 1090 code for a protein of 320 amino acids.
CCGUCCCGGAAGUUGCCGCCUACCCCCAGGAUCCGGCUCCGGGGCGCAUCGCCCGCUCAGUUCUCCGCUUUUCGCCUCUCCUCGCUGCGCGGACUCCCCCGGCUGCUCGGCAGACGCGGAGCGAACCAUGAGCGUGGGCUUCAUCGGCGCCGGCCAGCUGGCCUGCGCCCUGGCGCGGGGCUUCACGGCUGCAGGCAUCCUGUCGGCUCACAAGAUAAUAGCCAGCUCCCCGGAAAUGGACCUGCCCACGGUGGCCGCGCUCAGGAAGAUGGGGGUGAACCUGACCCGGAGCAACAAGGAGACGGUGAGGCACAGCGACGUCCUGUUCCUGGCCGUGAAGCCACACAUCAUCCCCUUCAUCCUGGACGAGAUUGGGGCCGAUGUCCAGGCCAGGCACAUUGUGGUCUCCUGUGCGGCCGGUGUCACCAUCAGCUCUGUGGAGAAGAAACUGCAGGCGUUCCAGCCGGCGCCCAAGGUCAUCCGCUGUAUGACCAACACGCCCGUGGUGGUGCGGGAGGGCGCCACGGUGUACGCCACGGGCACGCAUGCCCUGGUGGAGGACGGGCAGCUCCUGGAGCAGCUCAUGAGCAGCGUGGGCUUCUGCACCGAGGUGGAGGAGGACCUGAUUGAUGCCGUCACAGGCCUCAGUGGCAGUGGGCCUGCCUAUGCGUUCAUGGCCCUGGACGCCCUGGCCGAUGGUGGGGUGAAGAUGGGGCUGCCGCGGCGCCUGGCCGUCCGACUGGGGGCCCAGGCCUUGCUGGGUGCUGCCAAGAUGCUGCUGGACUCUGAGCAGCAUCCGGGCCAGCUCAAGGACAAUGUCUGCUCCCCCGGGGGGGCCACCAUCCAUGCUCUGCACUUUCUAGAGAGCGGCGGCUUCCGCUCCCUGCUCAUCAAUGCCGUGGAGGCCUCCUGCAUCCGCACAAGAGAGCUGCAGUCCAUGGCGGACCAAGAAAAGAUCCCCGCAGCUGCCCUCAAGAAGACCCUCCUGGACAGAGUGAAGCUGGAGUCCCCCACGGUGUCCACGUUGACCCCCUCCAGCUCCGGGAAGCUCCUCACAAGAAGCCCAGCCCCAGGAGGCAAGAAGGACUGAGGCUGCCUCGGGCGACCCUCCUCUCUGACCAGACCCUCGGCCGAGGGGGCCGCGCAGGGCCAGGGUGGGCUCAGGGAGUCUUCAGGUCCUUGUGAUAAAACCUCCUGAAACCUGUUCGGACCAGGCAGCGCUAGUUUCCCCUCGUGUCUCACGCUGGAAGGUGCUCUGACGUGGUGAUGCUAAGAAGCAGGUACAGCCCAACACGCCGCACACGGGUGGAAGAGAGAGGCUGGCAGUCCCGUCAGAGCCCCGGCUCCGCGGGGAGGGCUGAGGCCCCUUCACCUGGGAUCCUCCAGCUGGAGCCCAGGGCAGAGUUCCUUUGAUGCUAAGUCAAGGCAAGUGACUUGGAAUUACCACACUUAAUCAGAGAGGCACAUAUUAGUCUGUGUUAGAUUUAACUCUUGCUUCAUAGAUGUACAGUGGAAAAAGUGUCAUUCAAUGCUGUUAAGAUUAGCUGCUUUAAUAAAGUGUUAUUUUUUAGCACCCUC